Molecule: messenger RNA, 1710 nt
Organism: Paramecium octaurelia
Lineage: Eukaryota; Ciliophora; Oligohymenophorea; Peniculida; Parameciidae
Source: the annotation of a GenBank genome assembly
AUGCUAAAUUAGCAUUUUUGUGAAAUUGAUGAUGACAGUAAGUCUCCUGUAAAAUAAUUCUUUAGUUUCUGAUGCUACCUCUUUUGAGGACUCCAUUUAAAAGAGAUGUAUGACAGCUCCUCCGAGACCAUUAACCGAUUUGGAGGAAUUUAAGAGGUAAAUUUGUUAAGAAGUAAGAAGAUCAGAAGAAUAUGAAGCCCUCGAAAAAGCGUAUAGAAGCCAAAGCCAAUUGAUUUAGAGAGACUAUUAGAAAUACGAUUUAGACAAUCCAGAAGGAUAGCAUAGUUGUAAGAAAUUUCUAUACCAUCUUGAAUAUAUGUGUAAAGUAUUUGAUCAAAUAACUCACAGGUGUAUAAAGUGAAUGCAGUAUCAAGGGAUUAUAGAGACUCAUUUUCAAAAGCUUACAAAAUAUUAUACACUGAAGGUGAGUUGUGUUACUUGACUGAAAUUCUUGAUAGUGCUUAGGAAGGUAAAAGUUAGUGAUUGAAGUUCUAGGCUUCCCAUAUUUGUGGGUUAAUUCAGAAAAAUAUGCAUUUUCGGCUGAUGUAUUGGAAUCUGGAGUGCGCUUAGUGGAGGCUUUUUAUAAAGUCUAACAUGUCAUCAGAUACACGUAUUCUGGGACUGGACAAGAGAGUCCCGAUUUCUCUUCUUAGAAAUUGAAAGCUGAAAUUCAAUUAUUGUUAGAGAACUUUGAUAUAAUUUGGGUCAAUUUUGAGAAAGUACUUUAAAUUUAUAAUCAAGUAUUAUGUCAAGGAAUUAAUGCAAAUAGAGGCAGAAGCAAGAAGGUUUAUACUAAAAGCAAUAGAAAUAGAUAAAGAAAUGAUCUCGAUAGAGGUGCGUGAGAAAUUGAAGGGAAGAAUCCUUGUGACCUCUGAUAAUUAUCUACAUUAAAAAGCUGAAGUAACUCACAUACUGAAGCUAGUUAUGCAAAGUGAUAGCACAGAUUAAUUCGGUCGCUAAUGUUGAAGGUAAAGGCAGAGAUGAUCUCGGCGUAAAUAUCCUACUCGAAGCAGAAGGUAUAACCAGAAGAGUCACUCGAGAGUAAUCUUAGGCUGUUAGAAAUCUUGCUGAUAGCAUCAAAAUGAAGUAGACUUGUUAUAAUAGUUAAGUUUCUCAAAGUUCAGAGAACAGAUGAGAAGAUAUGAACGGAAUAUUGAAAUGGUCGAUCCUCAAUUAAAAAAUAAUUAAGAAUUAGUUGAAUUAUUGAUUGAAUAUGAAACAUAAUGGGAAAAAGGCUUGAAUUACUUAUUGGAUCCAAAGAGAUAUACACAAUUAAUGUUGUUUUCACAUAUCAUAGAAACAACAGCAGAGAAAUAUCAACAAUUCAAAGAACAACUAGAAUGCAGAGAUAGCGAUAUUUUUGUAGCAAUACCAUGUUUGAUCAUAUUAAAACACCUCGAAGAUGAAGAUCGCAAUAUUUGUCUGUAUUUCUUACCUAUGUUAAAUGAUACUUCUUCUAAAUUGCAUUAAUCAUUUAUGAUUCUAAAGUAGGAAUUUCAGACUUGGAGAAGACAACAUUCAAAAUCAUAUGAAUACUAUAAUAUUAUUGAAAAACUGAUUUUAGGAAUUCCAUAAUAAUAGUUUUCUGAAGAUGAGUCAAAUUAAAUUUAGAAGCUUAUGCAAAAAAUUAAAUUCCUUUCGAUGGAACUACAAAGGUAUAAUGCUAUAGAAUGGAAUUAAUUCAUUGAUGCUGCAAUAAACAAUAAUUGA